AAAGCGUGGCGUCGCUUGGCGCUGUAAAUUUAAAGGUAACGAACCAAAAGAUAAAUUGAUUUGCGCACCAAAACAAUCAAAAACACCGCCAGGAUUUUAUAUUAGUGGCAAAAGAAAACGGAGAACAUGAAGGCAGUACCCAGGACGCCGAUGCGCGUCGUCCCGAAAACACCGCGGGUGCAACCAACUGCGGAAAAACUAAGGCGAGACACCUCCGACAAGGCCCGGGAUCCCGUGAAUGUGUUCUGCCGCGUGCGACCUCUGCAAUCCGACGCCGAUCUCGCCUCUUUGCGGGUCAAGAACUCCACAACGAUCGCUCUGAAUCCACAGGAUCAGCUGCUGCAACACCACAAGACACACAAUGGCGCCCAGCGCGAGAUUCAGUACAUCUUCAAGCACGUCUUCCAGCCGGAUGCCACGCAGCAGGAUGUGUACGGAUCGGUGGCCCAGCCACUGGUGGAGAACCUCCUCAAGGGUCGCAACAGUCUGCUUUUCACCUACGGCGUCACUGGGAGUGGCAAGACCUACACCAUGACCGGGAAUCUAAAGCACCGGGGCAUCAUGCCGCGCUGCCUGGACGUGCUCUUCCGCACCAUCUCUGAUUACCAGGCUAAGAAGUUCGUGUUCAAGCCAGACAAACUCAAUGGAUUUGAGAUCCUGUCAGAGGAGGAUGCGCUACUGGAGCGGCAGCAUGAGAUGAAUCAGCGUUUCGCGGGCGCAGGACGAUUUGCCUUUAGGCACAAGGAUUCGGAUCCGGAAAUUGCAUCUCAGGCCUCCGUGGAGCCAACACCGCUGCUUGGUUUGGAUGAGGAUAAUAUGUACUCUGUGUUUGUCACCUAUAUUGAGAUUUACAACAACAGCGUUUACGAUCUGCUGGAGGAUUCGGGUAUACAGAAGACUUUGCAGAGCAAAAUCAUUCGUGAGGAUGCCAAUCGUCACAUGUUCGUCCACGGAGUCACCGAAGUGGAGGUCAAGACGGUGGAGGAGGCCCUCGAGGUCUUCCAAAUGGGCCAAAAGCGCAAGCGCAUGGGGCACACUGUUCUCAAUGCGGAAUCCAGCAGGAGCCACUCGGUUUUCAACAUACGCUUGGUCCAGGCGCCCACGGAUAGCCAGGGUGAGAAUGUGGUUCAGGACAGACAGAACAUCACGGUUAGCCAGCUGUCCCUGGUGGAUUUGGCGGGCAGUGAGCGCUCCUCGCGCACAAAGAACACUGGAGUGCGACUCCGCGAGGCGGGCAACAUCAACAACUCGCUGAUGACGCUACGCACUUGCCUGGAGUAUCUGCGGGAGAACCAGUUGGCGGCGGCAAACGGCAUGGCGGCCAAGAAGAUUCCCUAUCGAGACUCCAAGAUCACACACAUGUUCAAAAACUACUUUGAUGGCGAAGGGCAGGUGUCCAUGAUUGUGUGCAUUAAUCCAAGGAUCGAGGACUAUGACGAGAAUAUGCAAGUGAUGAAGUUUGCUGAGAUGACGCAGGAGGUGCAAAUAGCUCGGGCCACUCCCAUGAAGCAAGAUUUGGGUCUGACCCCCGGUCGACGCAAGGCUAACAAACUAUUCAAGAUUGCCGUUAAUAAUCUGAAUGAGCUAGGCAUUCCGGAGGCCAAGGACUUGGAGGUGGAUGUGGGUCUGGUGUACAGUUUGGGACCCGAUUUUCCCACCUACGAUAUGGAUAGUCCCGAGACGGAGAUUAAGAUCCGCGAGCUGAUGCACUAUCUAGAGCAACGCAUUGAAAAGCGAAAGAAGCUGCGCGCCAAUUUGGACAUAAAGUGUGACAGUUUUCGUCAAAUGCUGAUGAACCUGGACCGGGACAACCUUCAACUUCGCACAGAGCUCGCGUCCUUGAAGGCUGUCUAUAAGCAAGAGCGCGAUCGCAGCGCUGCCCUCGAGAAAAAAGUGCGCAUCCACGAAAGCUCCAUCGACGUGCUUAACAACACGCUGAGCAAGAGGGAAAGGCAGAUCGAGGAGCUGACUUUUAAGCUUAACGAGAAGGAGAACAUGCUCACGCAAAAGGAGCACGAGAAGGAGAAGCAAAAGAAAAAGUUCAGCUCUAAGCUGGCCGUUGAAUCGGACAAAAAUAAGCGCGAGUUCGAACUGAAGCUGCGUGAGCAGCGUGCGAAGCUGCAGGAACGCAUGCGCAUCAAGGAUGAGAAGCUGCGCUUGGUCUCGAACAUUCUGCAGUCGGAGGAAAUGCCCAGUUUGCCGCGUUCCCAGAGCUCCGAGAACAUUCUCAACGAAAAGGAUCGUGGUGCAUAUACAGCGCGUACCGAAGAGUCUUCGGUGCCGGCUACAAGAACAGAUAUCUACGCCACUCCGCGACAUGGAGCUGCAGCGGCCAACAAUCGACAUAGACGCUCUCGUUCUGCCGGCGACAAGUGGCUGGAGCACCGGGCCGCCAAUCCCGUGCCUCUGGGAACCAUCAUGCAGCCGUAUCUUAAGAACCGCAAAUCGGUGACGAAACUAACCGACAUGAAGGAGCUGACUGCCCAUGGAACCACCAAGUACUGUCUCGUCUCCCAGGACGCGGAUACGGAUGGCGAUGUGGAGACCAAGCUAUACAAAGGCAACGUGAUUCCCACUUGUGGCGGCGGUGCCCAGGUGGUGUUCAACGACGUGGAGUGCCUGAAGCAGAAGUCGCCGGUUCACUCGCCCACGCGAAAGCGACCCAGCAAUGGCACCAUUUCCGCUCUGGGAGGCGGUGGAGUGCCCAGCACGAUCACCUCUGCCCAGGACGUGACCUCGCGCUGCAAUGUCGGCAUCGAGGGGCACAGCAGCAAGAAGUCGAAGAUGUAGUGAUGAAAUUGGACACCACGUUGAAUACUUAAAGUCAAUUACGCACUUAGUUGAUAGUUAUUUAGUUUGCAUAACUUAAAUUUAAGUUUAUUACUUUACCAUUAUGGUUUUGGAAUUGAAUCGCAUUGAAGUGAUUUGUUUGAUUAAAAAGGUUAACAUGUAUAAAUAACCCCGUAAA
Molecule: messenger RNA, 2968 nt
Organism: Drosophila subpulchrella
Lineage: Eukaryota; Metazoa; Arthropoda; Insecta; Diptera; Drosophilidae
Gene: pav
Product: kinesin-like protein KIF23
Exons: 6
Coding region: 127-2790 (887 amino acids)
Biological process (GO): microtubule-based movement
Cellular component (GO): kinesin complex; nucleus; microtubule
Molecular function (GO): microtubule motor activity; ATP binding; microtubule binding
Source: RefSeq, a predicted model, not a curated record